Molecule: messenger RNA, 1883 nt
Organism: Eriocheir sinensis (Chinese mitten crab)
Lineage: Eukaryota; Metazoa; Arthropoda; Malacostraca; Decapoda; Varunidae
Gene: l(3)87Df
Product: cytochrome c oxidase assembly protein COX20, mitochondrial-like
Exons: 5
Coding region: 285-602 (105 amino acids)
Biological process (GO): mitochondrial respiratory chain complex IV assembly
Cellular component (GO): mitochondrial inner membrane; mitochondrion
Source: RefSeq, a predicted model, not a curated record
UCUUGGGCGGCGAAAUCUCUUAUAAUACGAUCCCAAAUAAGGACGGUAAAUAAUACUGAAGGACUCAAGAAGAAGAAGAAGAAGACCAGCAGAUGUAAACAAACCCAGACCAAGACCAACUUCGUGUUAGUGUUUUUAACGGGUCCUUGAAGUUUCAGAAUGAUAUGACUUCAUGACACUGAAAUCCUGAUUAUUCCGAGAGCUUGACGUCAGUGGUGGGUGAGGCGACGCACCCUCUCGGCAUAUACCCCUAUUGAGUGACUGGUUGCUAGAAGUCAGUCAUCAUGGAAGAGGAGAAAAAAGAUGUGAAGUUGAUGGGAAGGAAUGUAUCACAGAUGCCGUGUUUUCGUGAGACCUUCCUGUACAGUAUCAGCUCGGGUCUGGCAACGGGCUUCCUGCACUUCAUGAUGACGUCCAGAAUUCAGCGCUCAAUGCAUGUAGCUAUUGGGACUUACGGAUGUGUGACUUUGGGAUACUGGACCUACUGCCGCUACAACUACUCCCUCCAGAAGUUCAACAUGGGGCAGCUUCAGGAGGCCAUGCAGAAACAAGCUCUCUAUGAAGGCACCGAGAUGGAAAAACAGUUAAAGAAGGAAAUAUAAAUGUAAUUUUUAGACGCUUGUUUAUAUGCAGAACCAAGGCUUUGUUACGUGGAGCUAUGUUGUAUAUAUGACCAACUGUAAACACAUUUAUUGCAAAUAACAGCAUAUUUGCUCUGCAUCUAUCAUGCAGUGAAAUAGAAAUGUAUUGAUCUUUGAUAAUAUAUAUAUAUGGAUACAUUUUAAGUUGUCUAUCUAUCUAUAUCUAUCUAUCUGUAUACUUGAACAGGGCCAGACCUAGGGUAUAAAGCAUUUUUAUUGCCUGGCCCACUCUUGGGGUGAGGAGGGUUGUAAUGUUCUUGUUGAUGUCUGUCUGUCUGUUAGUGCCAUUCAAAAACACAGACUGACCUAUCACCCAAUACACAUGAGAGCAUCCCUAGUUGAAUGCCUUAAAUAAUUAAUUUUGGGGGAAACUCCAACAUAUAAUGACUGAACACCAUACUUGAUGCAUUUCAAAGGAUAUGUGAUGCUUGCCCUAUCAUCUAAAAUGUAAUUUUAAAGAUAGCCACAAUUAUUCACUCAGUCUAUCAGGAAGGGACUGAGCCACCUUCAAAGCCCUUCAGCAUUCUCUGGAAGCACUCACUGUCCGCCCUCAAAACACAGGCGAGUUUUUCAUCAUGGCUGGGUCAGUUUAUUCACUUAUUCAGUGGUGCAGUUUUCAAGUGAAUGGUAGGAGGCGAUCCUCUGAGUCCUGUCCUCACGCUACACAGAUGCUGACUCAUCAAGGCAGUGCUUGACGUGGUACAUUUCUCUAAAAGAUUGUUAUAGCAAUAUAAUACAAUGACAGUUGAUUUCAAUUAAGUUAAUCUCUUGUAGAUACUGAUUAUAUCAAAAGUUUAAAUAAUAGCAGACUUUAUUAACAAUUAUUUCCUUUUAUGGUGAAAACAGUGUAGAUUCUUCUUGAACACACGUGCAAAAUAAUUAUAAUACACAGCAUUUUAAUACUGCAACAGUACAAUUCAUACCAGGUGUCCCAAGGCACUUGAAAAUACACAAAGAAAAGGUCAAACAAUCAACCUUUAACCAUUGUUCAAGUGACAUCUAUUGAGGCUCGUGCCGCCCUCCAGUUAACCCAACCUAACCUAACCUAACCUAACAAAACCCCAAACAGUUACUAUAGGUCUGGACUCAGAAAAUUCAUAUAUGCUUCCUUACUAACGAGACUUUCUUUACAACUAAGUGAGGUUAUUCUUUGUUGAUUUAUACCAUAAGUUCCUGUCUAUCAUGUGUUUGAAGAUACCCUAAACCUAACCUAACCUAACAAAACCUCAAACAGUUACUAUA